This is a messenger RNA of Alternaria atra, 321 nucleotides long. RefSeq lists its product as uncharacterized. The transcript has a single exon. Lineage: Eukaryota; Fungi; Ascomycota; Dothideomycetes; Pleosporales; Pleosporaceae. Bases 1 to 321 code for a protein of 106 amino acids. The record is from RefSeq and is a predicted model, not a curated record.
AUGGCAAGCGCAGCAGCAGAAUGGGACACUGUGGGCACAUUUCUCACACUCGGAUACAUCAUUGUGGACAAGCAUGCCCCCAAGAUGGCAAGAUUUGUCGUUCGCAUGCGCCAGGGCGCUGGGAGAGAAAGCAUAUCGGACGCUGAACAGGGAACUGCGAACGAGGAACUUCAAACUGUGCUCUCAAACACAGGUGUAAACAUAACCGCCAGGGUCGUUACUCAAGCGCAGCUAGAUGCGAUGACUGCACAGACAAGGCUUGUGCCUCUUCCUGAUGAACAGCCCGGAGACAUCGAUCUAGACGAGUUCACUUUAGCUUAG